AUGAAAAGAAGGCAAUAUGAUGCUGGUGGCAGAGCGUUGAAGAAGAUUGCAGGGACCAACAGACACCUCGUGAGACGCUCGCCGGUGGUGUGUCCCUUCUAUCGCCUCAACACAAUCAAGUACCUGCAUCCGAACGCCAAUAUAAGCACGUGGUCCCUGCAAGACAUACUCGCUGGGGACAUUCGCAGAUUGCUGGUGUUCAAUUUCAUGGUAGAUGUACAAUUCCUGCUUCGCGAAGUGCCCAGGUGA
Molecule: messenger RNA, 249 nt
Organism: Sphaeroforma arctica JP610
Lineage: Eukaryota; Ichthyosporea; Ichthyophonida
Exons: 2
Coding region: 1-249 (82 amino acids)
Source: RefSeq, a predicted model, not a curated record